Molecule: messenger RNA, 2118 nt
Organism: Seminavis robusta
Lineage: Eukaryota; Bacillariophyta; Bacillariophyceae; Naviculales; Naviculaceae
Source: the annotation of a GenBank genome assembly
AUGGAUCCAUCAUCACAGAAUGCGGCAGAUGCCAAGCUGGUGCAGGACAUUACUGCACGCAGACCCGAUUUAGAAGCAGCCCACCAGCAGUACCAACAUCCUCGUGGUCGACGACCGCGAGGGCCCUCCCCGCAACGCCCCUCCCCACAACGCCGUGUUGUCCACCAUAAUAAUAAUAGUAUUCCUCGUAGUAGAGCAGCCGCUGCCGCACCAGAUCCGGAAGAAUCGUCGGACACAGAGCCAGAUGUGGAAAGAGCAGAUGAAAAUACCAUUGUCACGACGGAAGGAGAGCCAGCGUCGUCACCAUGGCCACAAUUGCAGAAUGGCAAUGCCAGACAGCAACAGGCCGCACCGGGAGCUUUUCGAGAAUCUGUGGGUCAACAGUCGCAGCAAGUCAGUCCUCUCAAUUUAAAGGGAGGAGCAGCCAACGUACUGGGUCGUCCCACGCCAACACAAUUAGACACGAUACAGGACACUAAUAAUUAUUUGGAAAACAAUGCCACUGUGGAGGCUGCAACACACAACAGCCAUGAGGAUGAGGACAUGGCCCAACAGCAAAAACGGAAACGCCUGUAUUGGGCAAUGGCAGGUGGAAUUGGCAUGCUACUUUUGAUUGCAGCGAUUAUUGGGAUUGCAAUUGGUGUUGCAUCAUCCAAAGAGCCAAGCAGCCAAACACAAGUUGACACAACGAAUGCACCAGAAGAGAUUACCACAGCACUUGUCAAAGAAUUUUUUCCAACAGGACUCCCUAACCGUUCCCAAGAAGCCGUUUUGUCAAAUAAUGACCGAUUGCCUCAGGUUCGAGCAUUUCAAUGGCUAUCGCAAGAUGAAAACUGGCAAAAAUACAGUGUACCACAGCGUCGGCAGCGAUUUGCUCUGGCUACUUUGUACUAUGCCACCAAUGGACCCCAGUGGUUUGAUCAUCUCCUCCCAGAUGAACGAGCAAACGUCACGCCGUGGCUGGAUUAUUCCGUCCACGAAUGUUCCUGGUUUGCCAUGCUCAAAGGUUAUGGCAGACCCAAAUGUGAAAAUUACACGGAUCACAACAUCACACUAGCCAAUCCAUGGGAUGCUCAUUUUGACUACACAUCCAUACUGCUGAGUGCUGACCCAUCACUUCUCCCCCCCGACACUCAUCAUGUGCCAGCAAGACUACGAGGAACUCUCGUCCCAGAACUGGCACUCUUGACCAGUCUACAAGAACUUGAUAUGGAUUAUCAAAGUAUCAAAGGAACUAUCCCCAAUGAACUGACACAACUCUCCAACACGCUCGAGUACAUUGACUUGAUCAAGUGUUUCUUCACAGGUACCAUUCCUGCAGGGCUGUUUGUCUCAUCAAAGUCCUUAUUCUUGAGUCGCAAUGCUCGCCUCUUGGCGUCCAUUCCAACUGCAAUUGGCAAUUCCUCGAAGCUGGAAUAUUUGUUGUUGACUGAAACGAAUUUGGAGGGGAGUAUUCCCAGUGAAAUUGGCAUGGCCACAAACCUCCUAGAGCUCUUCUUGAAUGCCAAUGAUUUGGAGGGUACCAUCCCCAGUGAGGUAGGGCUACUUUCACUGCUACAUGUGCUGGAUCUGACAUAUAAUGAGCUCUCUGGUUCCAUUCCCUCUGAGAUUGGACAAGCACAGAGUCUCCAGCGACUCAAAUUAGGCUUAAAAUCUGGCAUGCGUGGGACAUUGCCUACCAGUCUCGCACUGCUGUCCAAUCUACAAGAGCUAGAUCUCUACAAGAAUUCCUUAGAGGGAUCCCUCCAGCCAGAGCUCUUCUAUCUGAGAACAAACAGCAGCACGGAAGUAUCAAUGACCCCAUCCUGGCCUAAUCUAACAACCCUGAUACUGACUGACAACAGGCUUUCUGGUUCUCUUCCUUCGGAAAUUGGCCUGCUUGGAGCUUUGGAGCGUCUGUUCUUGGCAAGGAACAAGUUGGAAUCCCAGCUGCCUACAGAGCUUGGGUCGUUGUCCAACUUGGAGUGCCUGGGCAUAGCACAAAACCAAUUUACCGGCGAGCUACCUUUCGAAGUUUCCAAUGGUCUUCCUGGUUUGGUGACAGAUGUUGAGAGCUUUGCACUGUCAUCGUCAACCCCUUUGCUGAGUUUGAAUUUUUCCGCACGCUGUCCUCAUUAG